Messenger RNA from Huiozyma naganishii CBS 8797, 891 nucleotides. RefSeq names its product mitochondrial 54S ribosomal protein uL5m (gene MRPL7). The transcript has a single exon. Bases 1 to 891 code for a protein of 296 amino acids. Gene Ontology annotation, biological process: translation. Lineage: Eukaryota; Fungi; Ascomycota; Saccharomycetes; Saccharomycetales; Saccharomycetaceae. Gene Ontology annotation, molecular function: RNA binding; structural constituent of ribosome. Gene Ontology annotation, cellular component: cytosolic large ribosomal subunit; ribosome. The record is from RefSeq and is a predicted model, not a curated record.
AUGCUCCCUGGUCAAUUACGGGGUUUAGUAAGGGCUAAGCAGUUCUCCUUUGUCUCUACCAGAAACAAAUCCGCAUGCUCCCUUGUCAAACCUGUUCAUCACUUGGUCAAAAUAGACAAAUCCAAGCUAUCCCCACGGUUCCCGGACCUACAAUACGAAAAGACUGAUAUCAGGUCGCCAGCAUUUAGACCGACGGAGGUUCGCCAGGAUAGAGUCCACGAACAUUAUCUGAACACAUUACAGUCGGAUCUUUUGCUGAUCAACUACAAGCACAACGAUACAAUCAAGCAAGGAUUGAGCAGGAGGGCUUGGGAUGAGAGCUCACCGUACCAUAUCAAUAGGUCUUCAAAGAGGCCUCGCGGGUCUAAAGCACCUUUGCCCAAUGUUCAUCCGGUUAAAUGGGAUAACAUCCCCAAGAUUGAGAGUAUUGUGAUAAAUUGCUUCGUAAAGGAUGCCAGGGACAAUGAAACUUUUGCUAUUGGGGCCGCAUUGCAGCUACAACAGAUCACGGGCUGUAAACCUUCCGUUAUUUACUCCAAGUCUGAUGUCCCAACGUGGAAGAUUAGGAAGGGCAACCAGAUGGGUGCCAAAGUGGAGUUGACAGGUUUGGCCAUGAAUCAGUUUUUAACGACGUUGACGGAAAUUGUCUUGCCAAGAAUCAGAGAAUACAAAGGUAUAAGUGUGACAUCUGGUGAUACAUUUGGGAACAUUGCAUUUGGCCUGACAGCAAACGAUGUGAAGUUUUUCCCAGAGAUUGACUCUAACCAGGAUUUAUGGCCGAAAACUUUUGGGUUCCAUGUAACAAUUAAAACCAAUGCUGAAACAGAUGACCGGGCAAGAACGCUAAUCAGUGCUUUCCAAUUACCAUUUAAUGAAGAGAAGAGUGGUUGA